AGACCCGGAGAGCAUCGAAGCGUGAAGGAGGAGAAGAAACCUUCAAGGGCAGUGAGAGGACAAGAGAGUAGAAGGAGAUUGUAGUAGGAGACCAUUCAAGCAGUGAUCAAAGGCAGAAGGAACGUCUUUCGUUGGGUUGAACGAGUCAGGGAUUGAGAAAGGCAGAGGGAGAAGGCAGGGGGAGAGAUACGAGAGAGGAGAGGGAGGAGAGAGAACGCGGGUUGAAGAAGGCAGUCAAGAAACAAGAUAAGUCAAGAAACAAGUUCAAGGUCUGUCCAUCGAUACCCCAAGCUGUGAGGUUAUUGGAGGGAAGUGAAGGAGGAUCCAAGAAACACUCGCGUCCGUCAACCAGACUAGACCAACUCGUGCUCUCAUCAUCAUAUGCACCUGCUCCCUUCUUCAUGGCGCCCUGGGUUGAUUUGGCGAUCCUUCACCAGCAGGAUCUUCCCUCACGCACAGCAGCACCUUCACAAGGCUAAGGUUCGGAUCAUUAAGCGGCUUCAGCGCCUUUUCCUCAGUCAGACUCUCGCGAAUCACGUCGACCGGGACGUGCUGGUGUGGGUGCCUGACUUCGAGCACCGGGAGAGCCUCACCAAGUCACGGCUGCUGCAGAAGUACCUCACCAUCCACAAGGGCCUGGACGUAUUCCUUGAGCUGGCUCCCAACCCUGAUCAGAAUCCACAAGAUACCAUUAUGGAGCAAGUGGCGGCAUGCUUUCAGUCGGAGGACGGGUUGAGGAGGACGAGGUCCUGUCCUGCGCAAGACAUGUCAAUGACAGAAGUUUGCGUCAUACUGCGAGAUGUGUCAGGGAUGGUUCUGAAUCCGGAGAAGAGAGCAGACUUGCUUUGGUUUCAAAAGAAGCCGGCUUCAAUCUUUGCUGUGAGUUCAUCGAACCCAAAUGUUGUGUGUGAGUUGUCCAUCAAGGCAUGAGGACGGUGAUGGUGAUGGUGAUGGUGAGCGACAUGUAUAGAGAGACGACGAGAUAGGAUGAAGUUAGGGGAUUAAGUGGAUGUUAUAGACCGCUUGAUGUAAGGAAUGAUGGUGAUGAUGAUGAUUGGAUUCUUUAUAAUGGAGAUGAUGAUGAGUACGAUUAUGAUGACCUAGGCUGAAUUUGCACUUGCUUGUACAUAUGAUGUGAUCAACAGCUUCGUUCGUCAAAGUUGAGAUGUGAAAUUGGGCCAAAGCUGCCUUGUACAUAGGAAGAGAGAGAGGGAGAUCAAUGUUAUUAUAUCUUGUUUUGUUUCUUCAGCUCAACAAUAAACUGAUCCGUG
Guillardia theta CCMP2712 is the source of this 1271-nucleotide messenger RNA. RefSeq lists its product as hypothetical. NCBI's taxonomy places the organism in Eukaryota, Cryptophyceae, Pyrenomonadales, Geminigeraceae. The transcript has 3 exons. Bases 382 to 930 code for a protein of 182 amino acids. The record is from RefSeq and is a predicted model, not a curated record.